AUGUAUUCCCCCGGCCCCGUCUCCGCGCCUCCCGCGCCGAACCACACCACGUGGCACUGCGGCGCGCAGGAGGACCACGCCGUGUCGCGCCUUCCCCGCAGCCACUCCAUCAGUAACGGCGCUAUUGCCUCCGCCGCCGCCGCUAGCAGUAACGGCUGGCAGGAGCGCGGCGGCGGGAGCUCGGGUCCGCAUCCCCUCACCAGAAAUAUUCCCCCGAGGAGUGGCGGGAGUUCCGGUGGAAGCGGUUCCGGCGGAAGCGACUCCGGCGGAAGCUCAGGCGGAAGCUCCGACCCGCCGGCUUUGCAGCGGACGGAGGUCGUGGUCGUGCGGCGCGGGGAGCGCGACCGAGGUGGAAUCGUUCCCCGUGCCCCGCUCUCACCAAGGCCUUUGGGUGCCGUUGCGCCGCCGCAAGGGGAGAGGAUGUUCAGAAGCGCGUCUUGCGACGGCAAUGCCGCUGCCACCGCUGGGUACGCCGCGGAUUGCGGGAGCCUCAAGCCGUGCUCCGGCGGGCCGCCAGUCGUAUCACCCCGCGCCAGAGCUGCCCCAGCUCUUCCCGCUGCCGCUGCUGCUGCUGCUCGAAGCGCUGUUAGUAUGCCUGAUGACAAUAUUCCAAGACGCGCGGAUUCCGCUACCGCGUCGUCAAGGCGAUCCAUGCCGAGCAAAGUCUGCCACAGACAAGUUACCGGAAAUCUCGCGAAGUCCGCGAAUUUCGUGCCAGAGCGUUUCCCUGCUAAAACUUCGUUUCCGCGAAGCCGGUCCGCGAGUUGCUUCCAAAACGUUUCGCAAAGCGCGGCAGUGGACAAGACGCGUGUUGGGCCGGCAGCCGCGGUGGUCACGGGCGGCGACGCGACGGUGAAGUUCCGACCACCGCGGCGACAGUCGUCCAGCGACGAGCUCUCGACGGCGUUAAAAGAUUAUUCUUCCGACUCCUCCGAUUCCUCCGAUUCCGACGACGAGUUCGUGCAGCUUUACGGGGUCGCCGCCAAGCAGCGCGCCGCCGCCGCCGCAGCAAUCGCCGCCGCCAACAGCGCGCUCUGCGCGCGCGCCAGCGUGGUCAGCGGGAGGGGCAGCCGCGCGCUGCCCGGAAGCAGCGCGCCCGGGCCGUUCAGCGCGUCUGGGAAAUCACAGCAAGCAGUGGAAGCGCGCGGCGCGCGCGCGCGGAGAUUUUCCGACCAGUUCCCCAUUCGCAGCGUUCCGGAGGACGCGGAGGUUCUGAGCGACGGGACACGCGCGGACGACGCGGAAGGCGCGUGCGCGGUAACCCCCCGGCGCAGGGCGUCGCGCUCCAUGGACCUAGAUGCGGAGCGCGCGGAGGCCAGCGAGCGCCAGUGGCAGGUUUUAGAGUCAGGUCAAAAGUCGCCACUGGCGCCCCAAAAUUCGCUGCCACUGGCGCCCCAAAAGUCGCUGCUGUCGCCUCGCACAAACUUACACUCAAAGCCCUGUCGGAACGAGUGCCAGUCGCAGAUUAAUGAGUUGACGCAGAAUUCCCCGCUGUCGCCCCAUAAGUCGCUGCUGUCUCCCUGCACGGGCACGAAGCCUUUCUGGAGCGAGCGCCAGUCGCUGAUUUCUGAGUCCACGCAGAAUUCCCCGCUGGCUCCCCAAAAGUCGCUGCCGUCUCCCCGCACGGACUCAAGGCCUUGUCGGAGCGAGCGCCAGUGGGCGGACAGCCAUGGCGUUCAGGUCGCUGUGGCCUCCUCCCCCUUCAGUGGAGUGCUCGCUUCGCCACGAUUCACGCGCCAGCAGCAGCAGCAGCAGCAGUGUAACGCCGUGCGGAAGGUGACAACGGCUGAGAGAGAGGAACAGCGGACAGGGGAGGAGGGCCAUGCAGAGCUAGAUAUGAAGGAUGGAGAGUGUGUGCAGUUGCGGUGGCAGCAGCAGCAGCCGCCGCCUUCGCUGCAGCUGCAUCGGCAGCAGCAGCAGGAAGAUUGCAUGGUUGACUCGCCACCCUCGCAGCAGCAGAGGAGGAGGACACAGGGCACGGAGCAGAUGCUCAGGCGUAGGCGAAACUUUUCAAAUGAGGAGCUACAGGCACAGGUGGAUGCGCUACAGGAGCAAUUGAAGCAGCUACAAACGGAGCACCUGCUGCAGCAGGAGCAGGUGAAGCAGCACGGGGCGGCGCAGGCGAAGGAAUGGCAGAGAAUGGAGGAGGUGGUGGUUCAGGAGGAGCAAGGGCCAGGGGGGGACGAGGAAAUGCAGGAGUCGAGGGUUAAGGCAAGAGGGACAGGACAAGGGGGGCUCUAUUUGAGGGAGCAGCCGUGUCGGGAGUCUAAAGACGGAGUGCCGAUGGGAGGCGCCUCGGGUGGUCCCAAGAAGCAACUGACCGUGCAAACCGGUGUUGGGUUGGCGGAACCGGCGGCUUCCGACUUUGACCUCCCCUCCCCCACUCCGCUCGCUGCUCCUCUCGGCGCGCCGGUUUCCGCGCCUACGGCGUCCGCGCUAGAUGCAGGAGGCGGGUCUGCGGAGAUUCCGCCGCAUGACCCCGGCUCGCCUACUCCGCUAGCAGCGCCUCUUGCGGCUCCGCGGAGUUCAUCUGGGGGUGCUUCCGCUGGUGCGCCCGCGCAGGCGGUCGAUCCUGGAUCCCCGACUCCCCUUGCUGCGCCUGUUGCGCGCACGCCAACUCCAAUUUCCACAGCGGCAGUAACGGAAGCUUCCCCGCAUGAUCCUGGAUCUCCCACUCCGCUCGCUGCGCCGGUUGCUGGCGGCGGCGGCGGCGGUGGAAUGGAUGCGCCCCCGCAUGACCCGGGCUCGCCCACUCCGCUUGCUGCUCCGCUGGGGGGAAAAUCCGCGGCAGGUGGAGGUGUAGCGGGAGGCGGCGGAUCUCCGCCGAAGGCAGGUCACGGCGCGGGGGAGGAAGGCGCGGAGGACGGGGAAGGUAGUGACUCGGACGAAGAAUUUCUUUCACAGUACAAGCAGCUAACCAAGUCAAAGUCACGUGGACGAAACGAGGGGGCACUGCCAGUGGGAGGUAGCGGGAAUAGCGGCAGCGGAAGCGGAGCAAGCGGGGGAGGCUGCGGGGUAGGAUCGGGAUCAGGGGGUGGCGGCGCAGGCGGAAGUGGGGGGGAAACGAAGCCUGGACCAGGGGGGUUAGGGGGAAGAAGCAGGGGCGGGACUCCUCCUGUCCCUUCCGCGCAUGGUAGCAAAAGCGGGGGUGUUGGGGGGGCAGCAUUGGGCGCAGGUGGGGUAGGGGGUCACUCAGGGAAAGGAGGGAUGUCAGCUGCAGCAGCAGCGGCUGUAGCGGCUGUAGCAAGCAAGGCCGGGGGACACAGCGCGCACGGCGGGCAUAGCAGCCCAGUAGCAGCGGUGGGGAAAACCGCAAUGCUGAUAGAAGAAGCUGUGAAGCCGCCUUUACUAAGGAGCAGAUCAGGAGACACAGUCAGGGCCCACCUUGUCGCUGCCGGCGCUGGCACUGGCGGUAGCAGUGGCGCGUGUGCCUCGUCCCCCUCGCCUCUCCAUUCCACCAGCACCGGCGGUAACAGUCAGGCUGGUUCGGGACUAGGUCCGGGAGCGGGUGGAGGUCCGGGUGGUAUGGGUUGCCACUCUCUCUCCAGCCGCCAGGCAGAGAUGCUUCACAACGCUUUAAGAGCUCCUGCUAGGUGCCACUCGGAUAAGGGCAUGCACGGGGUGGGUGGGGGGAGGGACGGGAGCGGGGGCAGCCCCCCUCUGCCUGGGGGAAAACGGGGUCUGGAGGAGGGGAGGAGAGGGGGGAGCUGCAAGGAGGCGGGUGCGGUGGGGGGAGGGGAGGGCAUGGGGGUUGAUGCGGAUUUGUUUGGAUCAAUGGGUGGGGAGGGCGGGGCAGUGGACGAGGAUUUGUUUGGGGCGGAUAAUGGAGACUCUGAUGAUGACGAUGAUGACGCUGCUGUUGCUGCUGCUGCUCCCGCCGGAGCUGGAGUUGGUGUUGGUAGCAGCAGUGUUGCUGCCGCAGGUGGAACAGCAGUGGAUGAGGACCUAUUUGGGCCCUCAGAGAAUGUUUCCCAACUGCCCAAACGGCUUGGCAGAACCUUCAGCGGCUGCGGCACGUCUGUCGCCGCCGGUGCAGGUGUUGGUGCAGGUGCUGCUGGUACUGGUGUUUCUCCUGGUGGCGCGGCAAUUGCAGCAGUGGCGCACAUCAAAGCGCAAGAGCAGAAGCUAUCCAGAACAAGAAGCGUGGAAAGUUACUCGAGACAGUCAGGAGGUGGAGGAGGGGGGGGUGCAGGGAGGGGAAGUGUGGGGCAUAGCCGAUUCGAUGGAGGAGGGGCAGCAAAGGCAGCGGUGCCAGUUUCAUCUGCAGCAUUGGCGGUUCCUGUGGCAAUCGCAGCAGGAGCGUCAACAGUAACAGCUCUAGUGGUGGAAGAUGGUGAUUCUGAUGAUGACGACGAGGAUGAGGGGGUAGGGGUGGGUGCUGGAGUGGGGAUGGGGGAUGGGGAUUUAUUUGGUGACAGUGAUCAGGUUCAGGAUGUGAAGUGUGGGGCGAGUGAAGGUAGAAGUCAGAUGAUGGACGGUUCAGGAGGGGUUGGCAUGAGGAGUGGUAUAGGAAGAGGGGUGGUAGGUAUGGGAAGAGGGAGGGACAAGGUUGAGGAAGAGAGUGCCAUGUCAGAUGAUGACGAUGACGACUUGCAGGAGAUCUUGCAGGCUAUGCAGAGGAGAGCCUCAUGA
Messenger RNA from Closterium sp. NIES-65, 4632 nucleotides. The record is from the annotation of a GenBank genome assembly. NCBI's taxonomy places the organism in Eukaryota, Viridiplantae, Streptophyta, Zygnematophyceae, Desmidiales, Closteriaceae.